UAGGCGGGAGGCAUAUGUGGAGUGGAGAGCUUGGGAGACUACGGGUAGUGGGUGACGGGGUGGGUUAAGGGGAAGCUGAGGAGCUACUGGUGCGGGUGCGACUGGUUGUGGGGGUGGCACGCGCGAAUCGACGCACCGCGUCCUACGAUACCUGAUUCAUAACCAACCUGCGACGCUCCUCAUUCAAAAGGAGCUCGUGAACGAGCACAAGAAUAUCGCACAGACUUCUGCAGGGUCUGAGCUAACACGAGUUCUGAACGAGCAGCGAGAGCGCCACGAAGAAGUAAUGGUUCAGUUGCGCAAAGAUAUGGAGGCAGCGAUCCGAGAUAAGGACCUCGAAACGAAGGAGGAACUUAAAGAGGAGAUUCGGAGUAAGCACUACCAAAUUCUGAAGUUGCAGGGCGAAAAGGACCGGCUGGAGGCAGAGUUCAAAGCCGCGAAGGAGAGGCUCGAGGCUCGGAUCAGCGCAAUGGAAGAGAAGCACCGCGAGCAAGGAACAGCUGGAGAUGGAGAGAAAAGAGAGGGAAAAACUGGCCGUCGAACAGGAACAGAAGGAACAACGGUUACGUCGCCUGGAGGAGGACAAUGCCAGAGCUCAGGAAAUGGAGCGCCUUGACAGCGUCCGUGAACUGGAUAGACUUGCUGCUGUUCGUGUGGAGCUACAGCAAGAGUUUCGCAAGGAAGAGCAGC
Suillus clintonianus is the source of this 690-nucleotide messenger RNA. RefSeq lists its product as uncharacterized. The transcript has a single exon. The record is from RefSeq and is a predicted model, not a curated record. Lineage: Eukaryota; Fungi; Basidiomycota; Agaricomycetes; Boletales; Suillaceae. Bases 287 to 616 code for a protein of 109 amino acids.